CGAAGCGUCGGAGCAACGGCCAGCGCCCCCUCCCCACACGGGACGCUCGUUGGCCCGCCGAGGCCCGUUUACUCAUCACGCGCGCACGGUUCGGUGGCACGCGCUGCGCUGCGCUGCGCUGCUGCUUGGCGAACGCGCCCGAAAUGGUUUAAACAAGAAAAUCAAGCAUCCCAAAAACAAAGUGUACAAACCAUGCCAAGAAUGUAAAUAUAUUUGAAGAGUGGGUUGCAGAAUCCUUUGAGGAGGUGUGAAUGGAGUCUGAAUACCUCAAGAGAUGCCUAGGAAUAUGCUUGGCAAAGGGACUUGCAGAAGUGGUAGAGCAUCGGCCCAUAGACCCAAUAGAGUACCUGGCAUACUGGAUUUACAAAUACAGGAGAAAUUUAGAUGAAGAACAACAGAGGAGGCAGGAGAGGGCUGAACUUGAGCAAGAGCGUGAGGAGGCCCUGAAAGAACUAGAAAUGUUAGAAAAAAUGAAGGAAGAAGAACUCAUGAUCCAGCAGAAACUUGCAGAGGAGCAACAGGCUCAGCUGGAACGAGAACAUGAGGAGGCUCAGCUGGAACUAGAAAGGGUAGAGAAAGAGAAAGCAGAAGAGCUGUCCUUGCAGCAAAAAGCUGAAGAGGAACCGGGGGAUAAAUCAAGGACAUUAGCUGAGCUUACAGAUAAAUAUGGAGCCCCUAAUUUGACCCGAGUUGAGGAGAUAGAUGAGAGUGGGCAAUCUGACGCUGCACCGAAUCUCACGGCUGAAUCAGAGGAAGAAAACCCAACUGAUAUGAAAGUUGAUUCCUGAAGUUUAGUGACUUACUGUAAUUGUGUAUUUAAUAUAUGGAAUGAAUUUAUCAAUGAUACCUGGGGGUUUGAGAGUUAGAUAACAAAAUGUUUUAAGGCAGCUAAUUUAAGGCAAAUAUCAUAAAAAUAAAAAUCAUUCAAAUUCUGGGAAAAACUGAUUUGACUUGCUACUGAUUACUAAUUCAUGUAGUGUUCUAUGCAUCAGGUUGUAAAUACUGUACCUAGAUUCAAUGGAACCAGGAGAGACAAUCUCUUCUGAAGCUGAUACACUGAAUUCCAUGUAGUUCACUUUCAGACAAGUAUCGCAAAACCUAAUAUCCUGACUGGCCUUCAUGAAUAUUAAAUAUUAAAGCUCUGGAAGUAACCUUAGGGAUUCAUCCUGAUGUCAUUGUCCAAAAAUUCUCCUCUUCUCAUUUAUUAGAUUGGUUACUGCUUCCAUCCAGAACUAGUUGCAUUUCAUUAGUGGAAGAAGUGAUUCCUGUAUGUACACUGUUUAUAAUAAAGGUCUUGAUCUGA
Mauremys reevesii (Reeves's turtle) is the source of this 1303-nucleotide messenger RNA. RefSeq names its product DPY30 domain containing 1 (gene DYDC1). The coding region runs from base 252 to 788 and encodes 178 amino acids. Lineage: Eukaryota; Metazoa; Chordata; Testudines; Geoemydidae. The transcript has 7 exons. The record is from RefSeq and is a predicted model, not a curated record. Gene Ontology annotation, cellular component: Set1C/COMPASS complex.